This is a messenger RNA of Momordica charantia (bitter melon), 1827 nucleotides long. Its product is annotated as Pseudouridine synthase family protein. NCBI's taxonomy places the organism in Eukaryota, Viridiplantae, Streptophyta, Magnoliopsida, Cucurbitales, Cucurbitaceae. Gene Ontology annotation, biological process: tRNA pseudouridine synthesis. The record is from RefSeq and is a predicted model, not a curated record. Gene Ontology annotation, molecular function: RNA binding; pseudouridine synthase activity.
GUUGUGAAGUGAACUAAAACUAACAAGUCGGCGGAGGCUGCCUUCUCUCCAGGACUUCUUUUAUGGCGGGCCAACGGAACGAAGUGCAAUCUGAUUCUGAAGCACUACUACUUACUUCCGCCCCAGAAGAAGCCAUUUCUCAGAAUGAACAACUGCAACUGCUCGACGAUGUCGUCCCGCAGAUUCCUUCUCACGUCAUGAAAGACUUGUUGUCGAUUGGGGUAUGCGUCCCCUGCAUCAUUCGCCUAUCUGGGAUUGAAAGACACAAUUAUUCUUUGUCAGUUUCGGCAUCAAUCUUGGGUUCUGAUAAGGAAGCAAUUAAUGAUGAUAAUAAUAGAAACACUUGCAGGCUGUGUUUAGGUAUUUUGCAGUUCAUUUACAUUGACGACAAAGGUAACUUUGUGAAAUGUAAAGGAGCUGAUGAUUUAGCUGUCUCAAUUUCUGAGAUGGUAAAGAAAGAGGGCCAUCAGAUUGAUAGCUUUUCUCUUGAGGUGUCAGUUCCUUCGAUUAUGCUGGAGAAUGAGAAGCUUGUUUGGCUGUAUUUGAAAAGAAAAUAUGGUUCUGAACAUUGGUUUCAGGGCAAGCCUCCUCCUUUAUGUCUUUCGGCAAAGGAUGCAUUAAAAAUCUGUAUAACAAAGCCUCUUGAAACUUUACUGGACUGCAAAUCUAGUUCAAGUGGUUUGCGCAUCCGUUUAACUUAUAGUCAUCCUAAAGCUUCAAGCUGCAAUGAUAAUUCCAUCAAAAGAAGCCAGGGCGGCUGCAAGAUGAGAAAAAUUGCUGGCAAUGAUGAACCCUCGGAUAUCUCAAACUGUGGUGCCAAUUCUGUUGCUGAUGAUUGUUUCAACCCAUCAAAAGAAGUUGAACUUCCUAAGUGCUUUGAAUUUCCUCAAGAAAAGGUCAAUGAACCAUGCCAUUUAGCUCUAAUUUGUUAUAGGGCUCCAAUAUACUUGGUUGGUAGAUACAUUAAGUAUUCAAGAAAUGUGAGUCAAACAUGCUGGGUCAUUGGUGACGAGAGAAUGGGAGAAGCAUCUGUCGAGGAGAUUCUAGGCAACAAUAUUCUUCCUCUGUGUCAAGGUGAUAGUUACAAGUUCCAUGCUGCUGGUAGAGAGGAUCUCGAUGUUCGAAUGUUGGGUUCAGGUAGACCUUUCCUGGUUGAGAUACAGAAUGCUCGACAUAUCCCAUCUGAGAUGAUUAUAAAUGAAAUGGAGUCAAAGAUAAAUAGCUCAGAAAAUAAAUUGGUUGGCGUAAGAAAUCUGAAAGUUGUUGGCAGCGAGGGUUGGGCCUUUGUGCAGGAAGGAGAAGCAGAGAAGCAGAAGCAAUAUGCUGCACUUGUGUGGACAUCUCGCCCACUUGAGGAUGACGAUUUAUUGUCAAUAUCAUCACUAAAAGACUUGAAAGUCUUGCAGAGAACUCCAAUAAGAGUGCUUCAUCGUCGUAGUCCAUUAGAACGCGAAAAGAUCAUUCACUGGAUGAAAAUCGAGAAGUUUGCUGAAAGUUCUCAGUAUUAUCUUCUGCAUUUGUGUACCCAGGCUGGAACAUACAUUAAAGAAUUUGUCCAUGGUGAUCUUGGUCGCACACACCCCAGUUUUGGAUCAAUUCUCAGUUGCAGAGCAGAGAUACUGCAACUUGACGUUACGGAUAUUAAAAUGGACUCCCAUUUCACUGAAUGAAGGUCUGUUCCUGCACCAAUCUUUCUCGUGGGGUUUUGAAAUUGUUCUUCCCUUUUAUCAACUUCUGAAAAUAUCAACUGGUUAAUGAUGGCUUCAAGUUCUCAGUAGUCUUCCUGGUAUUUUAAUUUGAUCAUUUGAAAUAGAUUUUUUUUUUUAA